AUGAUACCUUCCGUGCCGCAUAUAGACACCAACAGUUUCAAGAACUACAUCGAGAUACCCAACAGCGGAAUCAGGGGUCUCUUGUCGGCGAGCACCGCGAAGAUUCUAACCAACAGUCCGAUACCAUUCAAGGAAUACGUGGAAGGCAGCCAGAACGCACACCACUAUCCCCUGAGCGUACUGCCGAGGAAGCUUUCCGCGAAGCUGGGGGGAGAUGUCAUGGUUACCACGUAUGAUGUGCACGAAAAAGACUACAGCUUGGCGGAUGGUCGGCGAGUCAUGUUGAGCGUUAUUCCCACGUUGAAGAGCCAGCCUAGCGAGGUGUUGUUGCAGAAAUUGCAAGGGAAGAACACGCUGCUCGUGGUGUUCUCCGGAGACCCGCCUUACGCUGACGCGAAUAACGCCCUUGAGUGGCACUCGGCAGCUGAUUUCGACGUGCACAAGCACCUUAUCUUGAACUAUGCCUGCCCUGUGGGCAUGUCGCACUUCUACAAGCGGUACGUGACGACGCUCGCGUCGUCACUCGUCAACCGCUGCAAUUUCAGCUGCGUCAUGCGCAAGCUGAGCGCCGAGGAGACGAUAGCGUUCCACCAAUACCGCCGCAGCUUCACCAGCGUCCUGCUGCUGGACCGAUACGGGUACAUCCGCUGGCACGCGGUGGGGAAGCCGACGCUGGAGGCGCGAUACCUGCUAAAGGAGGCCUACGACCAACUGCGGAGCGAAUGCUGA
This is a messenger RNA of Babesia bigemina, 729 nucleotides long. RefSeq lists its product as hypothetical. Lineage: Eukaryota; Apicomplexa; Aconoidasida; Piroplasmida; Babesiidae. The record is from RefSeq and is a predicted model, not a curated record. Bases 1 to 729 code for a protein of 242 amino acids. The transcript has 2 exons.